UCUCCUAACUAUAUGUAUCCAUUUUUUUCAAUCAACUUAGACAAACACAAAUCUUAUCCUCUCUUAUAUUCUUUCUUCUUCUCAAAACUCCACAACUUUUUGCCACUUCUUUUCAUUUUCCUCUUUAACAUAUUCAAUUUCAGUUAAUAUUAUACUCAUGGCUAACGCGGAAGAAGUUUCAGCUCUUGAAAGUAUCAAAUUGCAUCUUCUUGGAGAAUUUUCUCCACUUCCAUCUCCUAUUUCACAACCUUCGAGCCUUGAUUUUGAUUUUCAAUUUCAACCAAACCAAAACAAUUAUGAUUCUUCAAUCUCUUUGGAUCAUUAUUUCACCGAACUUUUCGAAUUUGAUUCCAAACCCCAAACAGUCGAACCAGAAAGCCUCGAACCCCUAACAUCUAAUCCUCAACAAAUGAAGAAGCCUCAACUGAAGCAAAAACCGUCGCUGGAAAUCGCUCUCCCGAAUAAAACCGAAUGGAUUCAAUUCAGAAAACCAGAUCCGAAACCGGAAGUUGUUGAGAAACAGCACUACAGAGGAGUUAGACAGAGACCGUGGGGAAAAUUCGCCGCCGAGAUCCGAGACCCUAACAAGCGUGGCUCAAGGCUUUGGCUUGGAACUUUCGAAACGGCUAUGGAAGCCGCUAAAGCCUACGAUCGUGCAGCUUUCAGGCUGCGAGGCACUAAAGCGAUUCUCAACUUUCCACUUGAAGUCAACGACAUGGCGGUGGCGGAAACCUCCGGCAACAAAAAACGUUGCCGUGAAGAGGAAGAGGAAGAUGUGGUGGAGGUGAAACCGGUGGUGAAAAAGGAGAAAACAAUGGAAUUCGAUGUGAACUGUUUUAAAGAUAAGCCGUUAACACCGUCUACAUGGACUGACUUUUGGGAUGUUGAUUUUAAGGGGAUGUUCGGUGUUUCGCCGUUAUUAUCGCCGUUAUCUUCCGUUUGCUUUUCACCUCUAGUGGUUGUGUGAAAUUUUUAUUUUAGGGCUCCUUUUGUUAUUGCAUCCUGAUUAGAGAUGACAAAUGUAUAUUCAUCAAAUUAUUU
This is a messenger RNA of Vicia villosa (hairy vetch), 1041 nucleotides long. RefSeq names its product ethylene-responsive transcription factor 5-like. The transcript has a single exon. Bases 158 to 967 code for a protein of 269 amino acids. Gene Ontology annotation, molecular function: DNA binding; DNA-binding transcription factor activity. NCBI's taxonomy places the organism in Eukaryota, Viridiplantae, Streptophyta, Magnoliopsida, Fabales, Fabaceae. Gene Ontology annotation, biological process: regulation of DNA-templated transcription; ethylene-activated signaling pathway. The record is from RefSeq and is a predicted model, not a curated record.